This is a messenger RNA of Vollenhovia emeryi, 714 nucleotides long. RefSeq lists its product as uncharacterized. The coding region runs from base 1 to 714 and encodes 237 amino acids. Lineage: Eukaryota; Metazoa; Arthropoda; Insecta; Hymenoptera; Formicidae. The record is from RefSeq and is a predicted model, not a curated record. The transcript has a single exon.
AUGGUACUAGGCACUUUGCGACACAUAAGCGGGCUGGACAGAGAUGCACUGCCCGAUCUCCUGGUAGACGGAACGGAAAUAAGUUGGACUGACAGUGUAGAGUACUUAGGAGUCACUAUCACGGGGACGCUAAACUGGGAAAGGCAUGUGUCGAGGACUGUAUCUAGAGUCAAUACGACGCUCCACCAGUUGAAACUUUGUAGACAUCUUUUACCGGACACACUGAGAGUGCGCCUCAUUCAAACCCUGAUAACUCCUAUUUUUGACUACUGCUGCGUGGUGUUGACUAAUAUUACACGAGAGCAAAACUGUCGUUUGCAGAGAGCCUUCAACAGGUGCAUGCGAUUUAUUUUUCAUGUCGGCUGGGAUGAGCACAUAACACCAUAUUUCGAGAGAUUGGGGUGGCUUAAAGUCGAGACUCGAAGGCAAUAUCACGUCGGAUGUUUCACCUUUUCAGUAAUCAACAAGAAAAAACCAAAAUCAAUUUUUAACAAUUUUGAGUUUAGAAGUGACAGAACGUGUAGGGGCACCAGAACACCGGGGGAAAAAUUGAUCCUACCACAAUGCCGAACUGAAUUCUAUAAACGGUCUUUCUGUAGUUUUGCCGCGGAACUCUGGAACGGUCUGCCAACGCAGCUGCGAGAAGUAGGAGAAAUAAAAGAAUUUAGGUGUAGGCUACUAGAGCAUCUGCGAUAUGCUGGAACGGCACGAUAA